GUGAAAAGAUAAACACAAAACAAAAACACAGAGCAAAUAAAGAGAGCAAAUAUAUAUAGAGAGAGAUAAACUAAGACUAUUAUUGAACAGAUAAAAAAAAUGGGGAGAUCUCCAUGCUGUGAGAAGCUAGGAUUAAAAAGAGGUCCAUGGAGCAAAGAAGAAGAUGAUUUACUCAUAAAUUACAUUAAUAAAAAUGGUCAUCCAAAUUGGCGUGCACUUCCCAAACUUGCAGGUCUAUUAAGAUGUGGAAAGAGUUGUCGACUCCGAUGGACUAAUUACUUGAGACCUGAUAUUAAGAGAGGGAAUUUUACUCCUGAAGAAGAAGACACCAUUCUCAAGUUGCAUAAAGUUCUUGGAAAUAGGUGGUCUGCGAUUGCAGCAAGACUUCCAGGAAGAACAGACAACGAAAUAAAAAACGUUUGGCAUACUCGUCUGAAGAAGAAAAUGAAUGAAUCUCAAUCUGGAGAAACACCAGAGAUACAAGAAGAAACAAUGGAAACAUCAAAAUUCGAAGAAAACUUGAACAUACAUUCGAAGCCCGAAAAUUCUAAUUUGGACAUACAUUUGGAGCCCAAAAAUUUUAAGGAUAAUUCUGAAAUAUCAAGUCCUAAAAUGAAUCCCGAAAUUCAGCAACAACCAAGUUCUUCCUUAUGUUCAUCAUCGUCGAUAUCAUUGAGUGAAGAUUCAUGUUCAAACACAACUGCUACGAGUUCACUUGUAAACGAGUCAAGAGAUCAAAUAAUGUUGGAUAAUUUGCUUGAAGUUGAUGACGAUUUCUGGUCCGAGGUACUAUGGGCACCGGUCGAUGACUUUAAUAAUAAUGACAAUAAUCUUGAUUUGUCAUUAAUGGAGGAAAAUUACCAGAUUAAUUCAAGCUUGAACGAUAACUGGAUUUGGGAUGAUCUUUUUUCAAGAUCCAAUGAGUUGAUGUUAGAAUUGCCUGAAAUAUGAAUCUUGGAUCCGGCUUGUAAUGAAGGGCAACUCUUUUUUGGAUGGCUUAGUGACAAUUGGGAAGGACAAAAGUGUAUGGCAUAACAUUGAUGCUUAUGUGUCUCUGUUUCAUUUGACAGAGAGCUAAAGACAGCAUUGUUGUCCACACUUCGCUUCAUUCUUCUCCUACAGACUAAAAAAGAAAGAGUACCAGCAUAAAAGGGAUGGAAGGAAUAUCAUAGAAGAUUUAAUUAGGAAAACAUACUCGACUCUUACAGGUUGAUCCACUUGGUUCAACUGUUCGUCAAGCAGGUCAUGUUUGGCGAAUCAUUUUAAUGGUUUGGGCCCUUCCUACUCUUCUGACAUAAUAUUGGAGAAGAUGCCCGAAAUUGCAGAUAUGGAAAAAGUUAUGCAUGUAGACAUUGAAACAUUGCAUAAUGAAGACCUAAAAUAGCUGCUAGUAAUAUGGAUUUUGGUUUAUUCUCUAAACAAUUUGUUCGUAGACUUGGGCUUCAGUUAAUUGGGAUAACAAGCACAUGGUUGCUUCUUGA
Lycium ferocissimum is the source of this 1481-nucleotide messenger RNA. Its product is annotated as transcription factor MYB13-like. The transcript has 3 exons. The coding region runs from base 100 to 951 and encodes 283 amino acids. The record is from RefSeq and is a predicted model, not a curated record. Lineage: Eukaryota; Viridiplantae; Streptophyta; Magnoliopsida; Solanales; Solanaceae.